CAUAUAUUCAUGCACCGCAUCUCUGAAUCUCUCCUCUCUACAUGAGCAGUUUAUUUCAUCGUUCUUCUCUGUCCUCCCCAAUCCACCACGCCUUCUUCCUCCAGCUUCCAGCUGGAUUUACCUCCGCAGCUUCGAUAUCUCUCGUCGAUCGAUUCCCCCCCCCCCCCCCCUGCUGGUGGAAUCCAAUCCGAUGCGGCGGCCACCACCACCAUUGCCAGCCCAAGUGGCGGCUGGCCCGUGAGAGGUUGGCAGCGAGCUACACAUCACUGGGGGAAGCCUAGGGCGCAGUAUAUCUCGGAAUGUGCUGCCCCCCAGCACCCGCGGUGCGAUUCCCCCGCCGCCUAUAAAGCCACCGCCAUGGCCCCCCCUCCCAACCCCCACCAGAGCUAGCUAGCAGCUAGAUCGGUCUCGCUCGCUCCAUCGACGCCGACCAUGGUGAAGUUCUCCAAGCAGUUCGAGGGGCAGCUCGUCCCCGAGUGGAAGCAGGCCUUCGUCGACUACUGCCUGCUCAAAAAGGACCUCAAGAGGGUUGAGCACGCCCUGCUGCUCGGCCGGCAUGCCGCCGCCGCCGCCGACCGGUGUGACGCCGGCGGCGCACAGCCGGCGGCCGAGCGACACGCUGAACGUGCCUCCGUGUCGCAAUGGCUCUGCCGCCGGCUCCCGGCCGGUCUCUUCGGCUCCAACGCGCCCAAGGAUCACGGAGUCAUACACGUGCACCGGAAGCCGAUGGACGAGUACGAGACGGAGCUGCUCGCCGCCGCCGACGCCGACGCGGCCGCGGCGCGGGAGUUCUUCGCGCGGCUGGACGCGCAGCUCAACAAGGUGAACCGGUUCUACAGGGGCAAGGAGAAGGAGUUCCUGGAGCGGGGCCAGUCCCUGCGGAGGCAGAUGGACAUCCUCGCCGGCCUCAAGGCGGCCAGCAGGGAGGACAGCACCCCCUCCGUCUCCUCCGGCGGCUGCUCCGAGGAUGAGUCCACACGGUACGCGAUGACGUCAGCAGCAGACACGGACCAGCUGAACGAGCAAGAGACCACCACCACACCGACCAAGACCCCCGGCGGCACGGCUCACGAAGACCAUCAUCAGGAUCUAGAAGGUUCUGGAACCUUCGGGAGGCCGGAGCCGAAGAGCCUGGGGCGGUCGGCGAGCGGCUGCGGUAGGAAGAGCCUGAAGAUCAGCAUCCCGCCGACCAACCCCUCCCGGACGAUCGCGACGCUGACGGACAUCCUGCGGGACGAGCUCGCCGCCGCCCAGCCCGGCUCCAAGAAAUGCAGCAACCCCGACGGGAGCGCCGGCAGGCAGGGCGGCGUCAGCAAGACGAAGCUCCGGCGCGCGGAGAAGAUGAUCCGGGGCGCCUUCGUCGAGCUCUACAAGGGCCUCGGCUACCUCGCCACCUACCGGAACCUGAACAUGAUGGCGUUCGUGAAGAUCUUGAAGAAGUUCGAGAAGAUCACCGGGAAGCAGGCCCUCGCCGUGUACCUCAAGGUGGUGGAGAGCUCCUACUUCAACAGCUCUGAAGAGGCGCUGAAGCUGAUGGACGAGGUGGAGGACAUCUUCGUCCGGCACUUCGCCGGCGACAACCGCCGCAAGGCCAUGAAGUACCUCAAGCCGGCGCAGCGCGAGGAGUCGCACGCCGUCCCCUUCCUCACGGGGCUCGCGACCGGCUGCUUCGCGGCGCUCGUCGUGGGCUACUGCGUCACGUCGCGCACGGCGGGGCUGUACCUCUACACCGCGGCGGGAGGCGGCAGCGGCGAGUCGGCGCGCUACAUGGAGACGGCGUACCCGGUGCUGAGCAUGUUCGCGCUGCUGUUCCUGCACCUGCUCCUGUACGGCUGCAACAUGGUGGCGUGGCGCCGGUGCCGCGUCAACUACGGCUUCAUCUUCGGGUCGUCGCCUGCCGCCGGCGGGGAGGAGCUCCGGCCCCGGGACGUGUUCCUCGCCUGCGCCGCCUCCAUGGCCGCCGUCGCCGGCGUCAUGUUCGCGCACCUCGCGCUAGUGCUCAGGGGCUACCACGCGUCGCCGCACGCCCAGGCCAUCCCCGGAUUCUUGCUCCUGGCGUUCCUGCUCCUGCUGUUCUGCCCUCUCAACGUCGUGUACCGGUCGAGUCGGUUUCGGUUCCUCAGGAUUCUGAGGAACAUUGUCCUGUCGCCACUCUACAAGGUUGUGAUGGUAGACUUCUUCAUGGCCGAUCAGCUUUGCAGCCAGGUGCCUAUGCUAAGGAGCAUGGAGUACUUGGCCUGCUAUUACAUCAGUGGGAGCUACAGGACGCAGGAUCACGGCUUCUGCAUCAACACCAAGCACAUCAGAGACCUGGCCUACGCCGUCUCCUUCCUGCCCUACUACUGGAGAGCUAUGCAGUGCGCGAGGCGGUGGUUCGACGAGGGGGACACGAACCACCUGGUGAACCUGGGCAAGUACGUCUCGGCGAUGCUCGCCGCCGGCGCCAAGGUGGCGUACGAGAAGGACGAGAGCCUGGCGUCGCUGGCGCUGCUCGUCGCUGUGUCGAGCACCGCCACGGUGUACCAGCUCUACUGGGACUUCGUCAAGGACUGGGGCCUGCUCCAGCCCAACUCCAAGAACCCCUGGCUCAGGAACGACCUCAUCCUCAAGAGGAAAUACAUAUACUACCUGUCAAUGGGACUGAACCUCGUGCUCAGGCUUGCCUGGCUGCAGACCGUAAUCCAUCCAAAUUUUGGGAGCUUGGAUUCUAGGGUCACUUCGUUCCUCCUAGCAGCCCUCGAGGUGAUUCGGCGAGGGCACUGGAACUUUUACAGGUUGGAGAAUGAGCAUCUGAACAAUGCGGGCAAGUUUCGGGCGGUAAAUACGGUUCCACUGCCUUUCCACGAAGAGGACGAGGACUAAUGCACUACUGACCAUGACUAGAGACCAAACCGACUUGUUUCUUCAGCGUUCUGCUGGAUUUUUUUUUCAAAGUGAAGAAGAACUCAAGAGGUGGAGAACUGUUCAGAACCUUAGCUGUUUACGGCGUAGUUCCUCCAGGGAACGGCAUCUCUGUAUAACCCAAGAUUCUGAAAUCAUUUGUUCGUUCCUAGAUGCGUCAAGGUGUAAAUAAAGAAGAGCCGUCGCGUUUCGCUGUG
Molecule: messenger RNA, 3098 nt
Organism: Panicum virgatum (switchgrass)
Lineage: Eukaryota; Viridiplantae; Streptophyta; Magnoliopsida; Poales; Poaceae
Product: phosphate transporter PHO1-1-like
Exons: 10
Coding region: 433-2862 (809 amino acids)
Biological process (GO): cellular response to phosphate starvation; phosphate ion transport
Cellular component (GO): plasma membrane; cytoplasm; trans-Golgi network
Molecular function (GO): inositol hexakisphosphate binding
Source: RefSeq, a predicted model, not a curated record